Molecule: messenger RNA, 3097 nt
Organism: Mugil cephalus (flathead mullet)
Lineage: Eukaryota; Metazoa; Chordata; Actinopteri; Mugiliformes; Mugilidae
Gene: sanbr
Product: SANT and BTB domain regulator of CSR
Exons: 23
Coding region: 582-2726 (714 amino acids)
Source: RefSeq, a predicted model, not a curated record
UCGGUAGCAUUUUCCGUGCACAUACUGGCUUAAUAAUAUUCAAACGUCUAUGCUAAGUAGCUACUUACGCGGCUAGCCGGAAUGCUAGGUGAACGAUGCUAAUGUUGCCUUCCAUGACUAUCGGAAAUAAAUGUCACCGAGUAGCUACUGCACCAAAAUGACUAAAUUUAGAUUAUCGCUGUGUAUGCCUUAUAUUUUAACCUAACGUCCCUUUUUAUAAAAGUACUUGCCUUAUUUUUAUUUAAAGCGCAGCACCUGAAUCGAUACUAUUCGGCAUAAUAACGCAUUAUAACGCAUGGAGCUUGUAUUUUGGAAUAUACGGGGAGUACAUGAAGGCAGCAGAUCCUGUCCCGUCCAAGUUAGCUACCAUUAGCGCAUCAGCAUCAUUCGCGCACAGCGAUCUAAAACUUUACCUGCUUAAUUUACUGUACGAGACGACCUUGGAGAACACCUCUCACACCAGAUAAGAACAUGUGUGUGUUGAUGCUGCAGGAGGACGGAGGGACUCGGCCUGCGGUAGCAUCACUGCUGCACCUCACAGAUCUCCUGAUAACCCUGGUCCUGUAAAUGUCCUGUAGUUGAUGGAGAUGAGUCGCUUCUGUUCGGACAACAACAACUUCCCCUAUGACAACAACAACGUUCUGGUUCUGGACAUGGUGCUGGGAUCCCUGUGGGGGGUGCCACAGCCCAUAAACUGGGACAGCGUAUCCAAGCUGGUACCAGGCUUCACUCCCAAGGAGUGCGCCCGUCGAUUUGAGGAGCUGAAGAGCACGGGGGGGUUUCCUCAUGUGGACCACCAGUGUAACGCCCUGACGGGGGGAAGCAGCUCCCCCUCGGACGGCCUGUCCACGCUGCUGGAGGCCGGGGAGGUGGAGGAGAGAGGAAUCAGCCAGAGCAGCAGCGGCAAAGUCACAGGCAAGUCGAUGCCCUCACGAAGGGGCGCUGCUGCAGAGAAGAAGGAGAAAAGAGCCUCAACAGAGGAGGAGGACAAACCCCAGAAGCCUCGAGAUCCCAACAUGGUCAUCCACGUGUGCGACGAGACCAAGAACCUGAAGCAGGACUUCACGUGUCCCAGGGACCUUCUGGUGAAGGAGAUGCGUUACUUUGCCGAGUAUUUGUCCGUGGACGCCCAGAGGUGGGAGGAGGUGGACAUCUCGGUCCACUGCGACGUCCAGAUCUUCGACUGGCUCAUGAACUACGUGAGGAGGAACUCGGCCGGAGAGGGGAACAAGGACAAGCCCCGGCUCGAGCCCAGCAAUGUGAUCUCAAUCCUGAUCUCCUCCGAGUUCUUGAAGAUGGAUACGUUAGUGGAGGAGUGCAUCCAGUACUGCCACAAACACAUGAGCGCCAUCGUCGCCACGCCCUGCAACAUGAACUGCAUCAACAGCAACCUGGCCACGAGGAUCGCCGAGCUGUUCAACCACAACGAGGCCGACGACAUCAGGGACAAGAAAGACAAGUUCAAGAGCAAACUGUUCCAGAAGAAAAUCGAGCGUCUCUUCGAUCCCAACUACCAGAGCAGAGAUUCCCCGGGAAACGCCUCGUCUCUCUACAGAUGUGCUCUGUGCCUUAAGCUUCUGACCAAAGACACGGAGAGGAAGAUUUCCUGUGUCCCGGGGAAAAUCAACGUGGAUGCGAGGGGAGAAAUCAUCUACACACACACGAGACAGAAGAGCUGGGACGUGCAUGAAUACAUCACAUCCCUGUAUGAGGAGCUCAAGUCCUGGGUCCUGGUUUACUGGAGGAUCUGGGGCGCCAUCAACUACCUCACCUGCUCCAGGUGUCAACAGGUGUUUGUUUGUUCCGAGCUGACUCACUGCAGGUACCACCCGGACAGCGUGUUCUACCCGGGCAUGGCUGCAGAGAAAGGCUGGCACGGCGCAGGGAUAUAUCCCUGCUGCAGCCAGAGGGUCCUCCGCUUCGACCCCACCGGGAUUCCCAAGGGCUGUAAGAUGCGCGACCACAUAGUGAACGUCCCGGACGAGGACGAGGAGCAGGACUGUGACGAGGCGGCGUCGGCUCAGACCCGAGUCCUCAACGACCUGCUGCUGCACAGAGACGCCGUGUGUUUGUCCAACACGGCGUCCGCAGAGAGCGCUGAGGAGAGUCCGUCCGGGGCAGAGAAGGUUCAGGACUGCGACGUCCUCCUGGAGCCGACUCUGCUGGGACAUCUGAGAGGAGACGGCAGCGCUUUUUCCCUCUUGAAAAACUGGAGUCUUCAACUGAGGCAGCAGUCGCUCCUGUCGGAGGACGAGGAGUACACCACGGGGUCGGAGGUCACGGAGGACGAGGUCGGAGACGAGGAGGAGCUGUCCAAGAAACAAGCUGCUAAAAAGGCCAAGAAGGCCCACAGACCUCUGAAGAAACAAAUGUCCUCCCCAAACUUCCAACGCAAAGAAAAACCAGAGAAAUCACAGACCAGAGACAACACACCGUUCAUAGUGAGCGUCCAGAAAAGUAAGUGGGACAGUUCUCGGUCCAUGCGCUACAACCAGGACGCACAGAGAGAAGAAGACCAGCGCCGCAUGGUGGAGAUCGUGGGCUACCUGACUAAGAUGAGGUUCGGGGAACAGGACCAGCAGAAUAAAUCCAAGGACACUAAGGAGCCUGCAGGAGGAAUCUACUCCAGACUGGAGUCACAGUUUAAGAGCGUCUCCCAAACCAGGCAGAGUUCAGAGAAGACGCCCAGAUCUAAGAUACGUUACGCUCAGAUACGAACCACAUAAACACCUGGACCUGGACAACAGGAAGAGUUCAAGAAGAAGAAGAGACGAUGCUUUCGUCUCACUGAGCAUGGCCGCCACUUAUAACCCAGCAUCCUCACCCUCCUCACCCUCCUCGCCCUCCUCGCCCUCCUCGCCCUCCCCUCCCUCCCCUCUCUGCUUAACUCCAGUGACUCUGUGACGAUCGCUGUCGGCUGCAUCCUCCUGUCUCUCAACACGCUGCUUGUUUGUGCAGCUGUGGCCAAAAUAACAAACAAAAGGAAAAACCUGGGUGGACUCUGGAUCCAGCUCUUAGGAAACGAUCGCAGUAUUUCUUCAAGGACUGAGAUUAGUAAAGAGACAGCAUGAGAAAUGUCCACUUCUGCCAGUAAAAA